AUGUGUUUUAAGAAUUCAGUAUUUGGGAGUUGUUUGAUGCUAGUUGCGUUUACGUGUUGGAUUAACGCGAACAUCAGCGAAGCAUUCGGGACAUUUGGAUUGGAUUUACACCACAGAUAUUCCGACACCGUCAAGCAAUUCUUGAAUGUGGAUGGGUUGCCGGAGAAGGGUACGGUUGACUACUACACCGCCAUGGUCCACCGUGAUCGGCUAUUCAAGGGCCGCCGCCUCGCUGCCGCCUCCACCCCCAUCCUAACUUUCGUUGGUAUUGGUGGCAACCAGACUUACAACAUGUGGGCUCUUGGAUACUUGCAUUAUUCAAUUGUUAACGUGGGUACUCCUGCUUCGUCGUUUCUCGUCGCACUUGACACCAACAGUGACCUAUUCUGGGUGCCAUGUGAUUGUAAAACUUGUCCGCGUUACUUCAACAUGACCGACGAAACGAGAUUCGAACUAAGUAUAUACAGUCCAAGUAAUUCGACAACUAGCUCGCCACUUCCGUGCAAUAGCACGCUUUGUGGACCCACAAGAACGUGCUUGGCCAGGUCUAAUACUUGUGCAUACCAACAAUUAUACGGGGCUUCCUCGAGUACAGGAAUAUUAGUCGAUGAUGUCUUGCAUUUGGGUUCAGAUACCAAUCCACAAGACCCUGUUGAUGUCUCGGUUACAUUCGGAUGUGGAAAGAAUCAAACGGGUUAUUUCUUGGAAAGCGGUGGUGGAAUUAAUGGUGUAUUCGGACUUGGUAUGGGCGGUAUAUCCGUUCCUAGCAUUCUAGCUAGCAAAAGUGUUACUGCAAAUUCUUUCUCCAUGUGUUUCUCCGACGAAUAUUUUGGUAGAAUCGAAUUUGGAGAUAAAGGGAGCCCCGAACAAAAAACAACUCCCUUCAAUGUUCAAAAAUCAAACCCAACUUAUAAUAUAACUGUGAUACAAAUUGGUGUGGGUAAUAAUGUGACAAAUCUUGAGUUCACCGCAAAUUUCAACACCGGCACUGCAGUUACACACUUGACCGAUCCAGCUUACUCGUUUUUCGUGAACAAUUUCAAUUCUCGCAUAACCGAGAAACGUUAUCACUAUCCAGCCGACGCUGCUUUUGACCAUUGCUAUGUACUCCGGUACUUUUAA
This is a messenger RNA of Erythranthe guttata (spotted monkey flower), 1122 nucleotides long. Its product is annotated as aspartyl protease family protein 1-like. Gene Ontology annotation, molecular function: aspartic-type endopeptidase activity. The record is from RefSeq and is a predicted model, not a curated record. NCBI's taxonomy places the organism in Eukaryota, Viridiplantae, Streptophyta, Magnoliopsida, Lamiales, Phrymaceae. Gene Ontology annotation, biological process: proteolysis.